CUACUGCAGCAGGAGACGACAACGACUCGAUAAAGAUUUUUUUAAUCGUAAACAGAUCGGACACGAUGGUAAACGACGUUGGCCUGAGCAACACUGUGGUCGCGGACAUUGCUUCGGGUACUCCCUCACCGCCGCAGGACAAUAAACUGCACGGAGCCCCCCUCGGAACAAGUUGUUCUAAGGACAGCGAUCAUGUGGGCGGUGCCUCCCGCGGUGGACCACCUGCUCGUCCUCCCAGUAGUAGUUCUAAACUCCUCAACUCAGCAGGACUGUCGUCGCCGCUCGGCGUAGUUCCGAGUCUACCACCGGGGUUAGAAGUGGAAGAUGGACCUGGAGGACGUCCUCUGGGAGCUGGAGCAGCAGCGUCACCUGCAACAGGAGGCGUAGUUGCCGAAAGUAGUAUCAAUUCCCUGCUCGCGCCGAAGAGCGACCGCAGUAUCGACUUGACAAUCGCAGGAGGGGGAGCUCCAAAUCAUGAAAAUCAUCCAAGUGGUUCGGCUUCGGCUUCUUGUGGCGUGUCUAAUGCGGAGAGCGAUGCGACCUUCAAGACGGCGAAAAGCAGACGCACUUCGGAGGAGGACGGUGGAGCAGCGGUAUUAACUGCUGCGGAGAACAACGCUGCGGUAGCGGCGGGUGGAAGUAGAGAUCGAGAAGGUGGUAUCCUGAGCAAAAACGUCCCCACCCCAGAGUCAAGAUGGGGAUCUCGCAACACAAAUCCAGAAGUUUUGGCUGUAGUGCAUGACAAGUUGCCGUCUGUUGUAGUGUAGUGCAGGUUAGCGAGGUCACCCGCAUUAGAAACCCAGCUGCUCAUCCUGUUUACAGCAUCACAAAUUUCAAAACACGACUGCAAAUGCCUUUCAUGGGGAUGCGCAUCACAAGUUUGCUUGUCAUUGCGAAUCUGCAUGACAACUAUGGGGUGGGGACGUUCUUACUUGGGAUAGGUGGCCAUGCUGGUGCAGCUCUUCUUCGACGUCCGGCGUUGUGUCAUGGCAACCAAGC
This is a messenger RNA of Amoebophrya sp. A120, 999 nucleotides long. The record is from the annotation of a GenBank genome assembly. NCBI's taxonomy places the organism in Eukaryota, Dinophyceae, Syndiniales, Amoebophryaceae.